Messenger RNA from Rhododendron vialii, 1003 nucleotides. RefSeq lists its product as uncharacterized. The transcript is spliced from 6 exons. Bases 207 to 731 code for a protein of 174 amino acids. Gene Ontology annotation, biological process: positive regulation of proteasomal ubiquitin-dependent protein catabolic process. NCBI's taxonomy places the organism in Eukaryota, Viridiplantae, Streptophyta, Magnoliopsida, Ericales, Ericaceae. Gene Ontology annotation, cellular component: Cul4-RING E3 ubiquitin ligase complex. The record is from RefSeq and is a predicted model, not a curated record.
CAAAAUCAAACCUCAACUUCAAUAGAACACAAAUAAAAUUCCAUUACAGCCCAUAGGGCCCCCACCAAACAAUCCAAGCCCGUUUACAGCGCAAAAUAGGGGCCAAUAUAUAUCGCACAAACGAAAUUAUUUUGACUCCCAUUUCUCUUCGGUCGUACUGGAGAAAAAUUCGUGGGGUUUUUUUCAUUUUUUUUUUGCCGGGCGCCAUGGCUGGCUCUUCUGCUCCUCCCUCCGAUUCAAAUCCACCGGCGGCCGGAGGCGGAGCCUCAAAGUACCUCGCCAACCUUCCCUCUCGCGGCCUCUUCUCCUCAACUGUCCUCUCCUCCAAUCCGGGUGGAAUGCGGGUUUAUAUCUGUGAUCAUGAUACAGCUCCCCCAGAUGACCAGCUGAUAAAAACAAACCAAACCAACAUACUGAUCAGGUCUCUCAUGCUUAAGAAACAGAAGGGUGAUUCCAGCUCAAAGGAUAUAAAGGGUGCUUCUCCAAGUGAGGCUUCCAGAAAGAGGCCUGCCGAAAGAGCAUUGGAUGGAAGGGCUUCCGCUAAGAGGGGUGCGACCAACAAUCAAGCUGGUUCUCGACAAGAAGGAUCAAGAUCUCGUGUACCUGAGAAGGAUUUCCAGAGUUUGACUGUCGAGAGACUCCGUGCUCUUUUGAAGGAGAAAGGUCUUUCUCGGAAUGGAAAGAAGGAUGAACUGAUUGCCCGAUUACGAAGCGCAAAUGGCCGGUCAUAGUUCAGAGGUGGAGGAACAAGUUGCUCUUCAAAUCUCGACUACAUUCGGUAACAAGUAGAUGAAUUUUUUGUUUUCCAGUGUAAUUUCAGUGUGAUUUUGUAGAAACUUAGAGUGAGAGAAGAAAUGUCGACACAUUUUCUUUUUGUGAUCCCGUCUGUUGUGCAUUACUUAUUUUUGGUUGACUGAAGAUUUGUGAAUUAUUAACUGGUACAAAAGCAUAACUACAGUGUUUGGUAGUUUAAUUUCGAAAAUAUGAGGGUCUCCUUUCACAA